GCUGGUGUUUGGCUGAUGACGCUAGACCAGGUGGAGGAAAAUCUCCUUACAGAGGAGGAGGAGGAGGAGGGAGCCAAGAAUUAUACAGCACGGCAGUGAACGCAACACUCCACUGACACACCACUGACACACCAACAAACAUAGCAGCUCCCGUCCCCUUCACAGGGACUUGACCCCGACUACCGGCUGCAUCCAUCCGUCCUGGUCCCGGUGCGGGUCUAUGUUUGAGGAGUCUUUCUUUUGGAGGCUUUAAAGCCGCAGCAAGCGGAUCUGCGAGCGGUUUAUAUUCUUCAGAGGUUGGCAGAAGGCGGCAGGAUGCUGUGGCUGCUGAUGAUCUGUCUACUUCCUGCAGUGGGCUGCAACAGAAUCGCCGCCCAGGACGUUUAUAAAGAAAGACACAGCCACGAGGAGGUUGCCGUGACGAUGAGGCCUCACAUCUACUACUGCCGCUCGCCCAACAUGGAGGACUUCACCUGCUGGUGGCAUCCACUCGACAACCUGACAGACGGAGAGCAGGUCACCUACGUCCUUACCUACUCCAAAGAUAAGGGCCCCAAACAUGAAUGUCCAGACUACGUGACUGCCGGCAGCAACAGCUGCCACUUUGACAGCAGCCACACGAGCAUCUGGAAGAUCUACUGUAUGAAUGUGACGGCCAUCACCGCCAAUGGAAACUACACCUCCCAGGAGCACUGCCUGGACGUGGCGGAGAUCGUUCAGACCGAAGCUCCGGUUAACCUGACCCACGAGCUGGCCGAUGCCGGCGGGGACGAGAUGGGCCACGACGCACUGCUAUCCUGGACGUACCCGGUGCCCUCUGACCUGAAGUACGGGUGGAUCACGCUGGUGUACGAGCUGCAGUACAGACGCAUUACCGAACCCGACAACUGGAAGGUGAAGUACCCUCUGCGGGAGCCUCACGUGGAGCUGCUCGGCCUCCCCGUCGGCGACUACCAGGUCCGGGUUCGCUGUCGAUCGCACAACUCCGGCCUGUGGAGCAAAUGGAGCUCCUCGCUGCUGAUGAGCAUCCCCGCCAGGCCGCCCGCAGGUAGACUCCUGGUGUGGAUUCUGGUGUCGGGAGUCGGUGUCGUGGCUUUGCUGGUUAUCGCCUUUGGCAUUAUUCCACAGAGCAAGAGAAUAAAAGACUACUUCCUGCCGCCUAUUCCAAAACCACGGAUCAUCGGCAUCGACCCGCUGCUCCUGAAGCAGAAGGGGAACUUGGAUGCAAUCAACCGUCACUUCAGUAACUUCCACAGCUACAGACCUCCGAGCUACACUGAGGAGGUCUGGGAACCUGUCAACGCUGACGACAUCUAUCUCACCCCGGGGAAGGACUGCAGUGUCCCGGUCGACCCAACAGACAGGGAGAAGGAGGCCUUGAUGGUUCCAUAUCACCUGAUGCCUAUGGCCGGCCAUCAUCAGAUCACAACCCAAAACCCAUCAUCGUAUGUACUGAGCCCGUUGCCCUACUGCUCCUCGCCUCCUGAAGCCUUUGCCUCGUCGCUGGACGUGUCUUCCCUGUGGCCGAGACCAGAGAUCGUAUCUCUGCCGGGGACGGAGUACAGCGUGAUGAGACAUCCCGGCCUUCCCAGCGCCGUCCCUGCUCCUGACACUCUCUCCACCAACCGCUCGCCACAGGAUUUCUACACCUGCGUCCAGCUCAUGAAUGAAAGCGGCCAAGUGCAUCUGGUGCCGUGCCUCCCGCCGGCGUACAGCCGGGAGUUCCCGCCUCUCCCAAAGCUGGAUUUAGAUGCAGCGGAUAAGGAGGAGAAGAAGAAGCAGUCCGACUACCAGGCCAGGAAAAACACGAUGAACCGACCGAAUGAUGGUGGCGGACCUGAGAGGAACGAGGCGGCUGACCCUUUGCUUCCCGUUGCUGUUGACAACCACGGCUGAGCAGAGAUCCACAAAAACACAAAUACUGUGAGUGCUGGUGAAUGUGCUCAAACAUGGAGACUGUCGCCAUGUCCAAAGUGAAACCGCAGGACAUCAGCCUUUGAAGAGCCUUUUUUAUUUUGCAAAAGUGCAAACCUCAAAUUGAAAACAAGUUUUUGUGAACAAAAGAAACAGUGCAGACUCUAUAGCACACUAUUCCUGGUACAAUACCCAGCGUUUGUUUUAGGUCACCUCAACUUCUUUCUGUGUUUGGUAACUGGCAACUUUUCUAAAACAUUUCGAUGCACGUUGUGUUGUUUUUAAGCAAAUUAGGCAAUGAAAGUGUGGAAGAAAGUGAAAGUUGCAAAUAUGAUUAUUUAUAUAUAUAUUAGGGCUAUAACUUUCUAUUCGAAAAUGUGUGUAAUGACCUGUUCCGGGUUAAAAAUGUACAGUGUAUAAAUGCAAGAGAUAUAUGGAAAUGAUCCGGCAGAGGGCGCUCCACUAUCAGCUUGACCUGUGUUUAUAGAUACGUUUGUUUGAAAUUGAUUCAGAUGUGAUUUUUGGAUAAAGUGACAGCCCUAAUAUGGAUUAAAAAUCAAAGGCAACUUGUUUCAGUGAGAGUAAAAGAUCUGAAUCCUCAACAACAGCGCCGCUUUCAGGCAGAACAUCAGGGAAUUUAGCCUCAUCACGAGUUGACAGGGAUUGGUUGAAUUCACAUUAAUUGUUGUGAUCGCAUUCCUAGGUAUGUUUUCAUCCGUGUAAAAUCACCUGAAAAUAAGAAUUGUCGUAUUUUGAAUUACCUUAGAAUUAGCCGUUUUUAGCUACAGACACCGCUGGUCGCCUUUGAUGGAGGCCGCCAUGUUUAACCACCAUGUUUCUACAGUAACCCAGAAAAGACAAACCAAACACUGGCUCCUUGAUGCGUUGUUUUAACGCAUUUGGUGGCCACCGUAGUUUCACCUUCAAUUCAAAACUAAAUUGCUGUAAACAGGCGCUCUGUCUAGAAUAAUAUGGACCUGCCAAGGAGUGUAACAGAUUUAUGGGUAAUGAAGUCCAUCACCUCGCAGAGUACGCAGCUGCCUCGUGCAGCUUUAAACAGAAAACACAAGAAUAAACGCUGACAGAAAUGCCACACUGCCACAUGCUGCUUCGUCUCGUCACAUUCAGGAUGUCUUUCUCAGGAAAGAAAUAGAAAAACGCAGCGACAUUUCAUGUCGAGGUGUUGUUUCAGGUCUAAAGUAGAGAGUUGAACUGCUUUUUUAAAAUUUAUUUGACAUUUAUUCUAGUUUCUGCAUGAAUAUGUGGUGUAGUUGGGAUUUGGCAUUUUACGUAAGCUUGUUUGCACAUUCUUUAACUUUCCUGCUUUGCUGUUCAACAGACUCAAACCAGAUGUGGCAGUGCAUAUUAAUAUCAUAUCCCAGCUUGUUUCUACAGUUUCAGUAUUCAGGAUAUUAUACAUGCAGUGGUACUUACAUGUGCCAACUCAUUAAGGUAAUAUUUGAUUAUCCUUAUCAUGAGUGGAAUAUUAUUCUGCACGUAAAGGCUCUGAGUCUCACUCCGAAUCUCUCUAUUUUGCCCAUUCAUAACAGUCUGGGCGAUAUUUGUACAGGGAGAUUCAGAGGAGAAACAUAUUUGAAGCUGCAGUUGGUAACUUUUAUAGAAAACAACUUUUUGUCAAUAUUGCUGAAACUUUCACUGUCCUGACAUUCGUACAUAAGACAGAUAAAAAAUGUGGUUCCUCUGGCUCCUUCUAGUGCUCCUAAUGACAAGCCACCAAUCCAAAGCGUCUUUCUAUCUUUCUCGCCUCUGAUUGGUUGUUUUCAUUCGGGCCCGUGGUUUCUUACAAACGCCAUUAGGAGCACUAGGAGGAGCCAGAGGAACCUGAUUAUUUCACAAAUAAUCUGUCUCAUGUUCUUAUGUCAGGAUAUAGUAAACGUUUCAGCAAAUAUGACAAAAAAUAUUUUUGUAAAAAUUACCUACUGCAGCUUUAAUCUGUAAUCCAAUAUUUUAAACUGAUUUAUUCCAAAAUACUCAUUCAAAGAGGUCAGAAAUAAACAAAAAGUAACUUUCACACCCUCAGGAAGAUGUAAGCUGUGAAUUCAAGCUCCCAUUUCAAAAUAUCUGCAGAUUUCUGUUCACCAUAAUAAUAAUAAUAUUUUUUUAACAAACUACUUUACUGCUGCUCUGUACUGUAAUGUGUGUUGACUCAAAAACAGACUACAUCAGACAUUUUAAGUAACGCAGUUAAAAAAUAUUCUUGAAGCCGCUUUUACAAGGAAAAGUGACACUAACGUUACAGAAACGUUAAGUACUUGUACAAAAUUAAGUCAGUGUCACUUAAAAUGACUAAAGCAACUUGAUCAAGAAUGUUUUUUUAACUUACAAAAUAGUUAGUUAAUGUUCUUGUUAUCAGUUUCUUAUCUGGUUUUAGAGUGAUAAAAUAUAAUGUGUCAGGCACUGUGUUGCUUUCUGAACUCUCCAAACUGGACAUUUCUUUACUCUCCAGAGAACAUACAAAGAGUUUUGUUGAACACUAAUUUGGUAGAAGCAAGGCUCCUCUCUGACCAUUAAUUAAAAAUUAUAUUUCAUAUAUAUACAUUUUUGUUCAUUUUAUUCCUGUUUACAAAUUUAACACUAUUACAAUAAGUAUGUUGUAUAUUAUAGAGAUGUUAAAUGACCUCAGGUUGUGUAAUCUGUUUUUAUUUUAUUUUAUGUGUUUUGGAUUUUGGAAGUAAAAAGAACCUGCAUUUAGAAUCACCAUUUGGCCAACAAACUCAAUAUUUGCAAACUAUAUUUAUGUUUAAGAAUAUGAGAACCCCCUCUUCUGUGAUGCCUCACAUGUACUGAUCUCUCUAUGUAUCCAUCCAUUUUCUGCCACUUAUCCGCAUCCAAGUUGUGGUGGCUAAGCAAAGGCAGCACUCCUAUAGUCACAUCCUCCAGUUCCUCCUGGACGAUCCCAAGGCAAAUGUGUUUUAUGUGUCCUAGGAUCUCCCUUGUACUGCCAGUAAACCUAAAAAAUACCAAAAAGGACGCCAAAGAUGAGCCGCUAGCAUUUGACCAGUUGCUUUUUUGACACCAGCAGUUUGGCAUCACAGUAAUUUUGGACUGAAUUUUGCCCUCACCCGGUAGAGCAUGCGCCCCAUGUACGGUCCUUACUGCAGCAGCCCUUUGCUGCAUGCACCCCCGCUCUCCCCAGUUUCUUGUCUUAAAGAUGUCACUAUCGUAAAGUAAAUAAAUAAAGAGAGGAAUAAUAAUAAUAAAUUGUAACCACAGUGUUGAUAUACCUUCAAUGUAUCCACUCCCUUAUUCUUAAAAUGAUUGCUUUCUUUAAGUGUCUGACUAGCUGUGUGUGUGUGACCUGUGAUCAAGUUGCUCAGAGGUGGAUUGCAUUGCCAAUUGGGGAUCAAUCAAAAGCAAUAUUGACCCAGAUGGACUUGAAAGAAGUGGACCCCUAACUAUAAAACCCAUGUCAUUGUAUUCUGAUACCCACAGUGCUUAAUCCCCCUCACCUCUGAUGUUGGGAACUCAGACAGCGUGCUGUCACUGUAUUUUUCUCACUGAUGUUGCAGUUAGUUGUUGUGCUGUUUAUCUAUUUUUGUGCCUGUAUGUGCCUUUUUUUCAGAGUAGUAAUUGUUUGCUAUUCAUACUCUGUUGUGUUGAAAUCAAAUGGCUGGACAAGCCAACGUGCCACUCCUACACGCCUCGAAAUGCUGUCAUGUUAGGAAGAAGUCCAGGUCUAAAACCAGCUCAGUGUUUUUCAGAUUUUCAUUUUAUUGUGACAAAACCACCAAACAAGGUUAACAUGGAACUUCGGGACUUUCCUGUCAGAUAAAAGCACUUUCUUUUGUCAAUGCAAUAAAGGGUGAAAAGGCAACUAAA
Molecule: messenger RNA, 5754 nt
Organism: Dicentrarchus labrax (European seabass)
Lineage: Eukaryota; Metazoa; Chordata; Actinopteri; Moronidae
Product: prolactin receptor-like
Exons: 9
Coding region: 316-1896 (526 amino acids)
Biological process (GO): cytokine-mediated signaling pathway
Cellular component (GO): external side of plasma membrane
Molecular function (GO): protein binding; cytokine receptor activity
Source: RefSeq, a predicted model, not a curated record